AUGGCCAUUAUCCAGAAGCUGCAUCGCGCCGUGCUGCAGGCCGUCGGUGGCGGCCGUGGCCGCGCUCUUAGCCUCCAGGAAAUCGAGCCCAUUAAAGCGCUCUGCGAUGGCAUCCUGCCCAUCCACGUCGGCCUUGAGGUGCCGACGCCCGCGACCGCCGAGACGCUCUACCGUGGCUCCAAAGCAAUCCGCUACAUCCACAUCUACGAAGACCGCGACGUCUCGAUCGGGAUCUUUGUACUGCCGCCCGGGGCUACGAUCCCGCUGCACAACCACCCGGACAUGAGCGUCGUCUCCCGACUGCUCUACGGCUCGCUGCAUGUGACGUCCUACGACUUGGUGCCCGCUGAGGCCAACGAUGCGUUUUGGACCGCGCACGACCCGGGCGACGACCCGCCGUCCAUUUGGCGGCGCAAGAAGAAGCUCUUGCUCGCGCAGCAGCGCCAAGACCGCACGGGCAACCUCCACGAGUUCACGUCGGGCAGCGACAUUGGCUGUGCGAUCCUCGACGUGCUCACGCCCCCGUACGACCCGAGCCAUGGUCGAGACUGUACGUACUACCGCGUCGCGGCCGCGCUCGAGCCGACGCCGGACGACAGCGACCCGAUUUUUGCGCUCGAGGCUACGCCGGUGCCACCCCACUCGUUUGACAUUGUCAACCUCGCGUACCGCGGCCCUCCCGUCCUCGAGUGAGCCCUCGGAUUGCGCAUGUAGAGAGAUAGAAUUAGAUGUAGCCGCUCUCGACGAGAGUCCCAAGUCAUCACCACACACCCUUGAUGGCCUCGCCGACCGACCG
Messenger RNA from Saprolegnia parasitica CBS 223.65, 796 nucleotides. RefSeq lists its product as hypothetical. Gene Ontology annotation, molecular function: oxidoreductase activity, acting on single donors with incorporation of molecular oxygen, incorporation of two atoms of oxygen. The coding region runs from base 1 to 693 and encodes 230 amino acids. Lineage: Eukaryota; Oomycota; Saprolegniomycetes; Saprolegniales; Saprolegniaceae. The record is from RefSeq and is a predicted model, not a curated record. The transcript is spliced from 5 exons.